AUGGGUGUUGAAAAAGCAAGGGGUCUUGUUUUUGGUGACUAUUCAUCAUUAUUUGACGAUCUUCGUUGGUAUGUUGAUGCCGCUAAUGCUUGCAAUCCGGUGAGUGUUUUUGAUAUGGAAUUUGAUAUUGAUAGUAAAGGAAGACAUUUCAAAUGCUUGUUUUUCGCUUUUGAGGCAUGUAUUCAUGGUUUCAAGUAUUGUAGGCCUGUGUUGAUGCUUGAUGGAACUUUCUUAAAAGGAAGACACAAAUGUUGUUUAUUGGCUGCUACGGCAAAAGAUGGUAACCAAGGUAUUUUGACUCCGGAGAGGGAUAUUGCGUUUGUUACUGAUCGACAUGGAGUGAAGAGUCGUGAAUCUAAAGAGUAUUUGCUUACUCUUUUUAGUAGAUGUGCAUAUGCUCCUACUAUUGAGUUGUUUAAUGAGUUAUUUGAAGAAUUUAAGGGUCGUAGUGCUGAGAAGUUUCUUGAGGAUUUGCCUGAUGAAUGUUGGUGUAACGCUUAUUUUCAAGGCAAGAGGUAUGGUGAAAUGUGCACAAAUGCUACGGAAUCUUUUAAUUCAUGGAUUAGGGAUGAACGCCAUUUGUUUUCAACUAGUCUUGUUGAUGCUAUACGGGUGAAACUAAUGGAGCAAUUUUCAAGAAGGAGAGAAGUUGGGAAUAAGUGGAAUCAUAUUAUUUGUCCUUUUGCAGUGAAAAAGUUGGAAGAAACUUUUAAUAAUACAAAAGCAUGGAUAGUUAAGAAAUGUAGCGAUGACAUUUAUGAAAUCCAAUUGAAUCAUUCAGUUAUGGUUGAUAUUGAGAAACGUUGUUGUUCUUGUCGAUUGUGGGAAAUUGAUUCUUUUCCUUGCAAACCACGAUUUUUGUGCUAUAAAGAGGAGUGGGAAGGAUCUGAAUUGCUUUCUUGA
Camellia sinensis is the source of this 903-nucleotide messenger RNA. The record is from RefSeq and is a predicted model, not a curated record. NCBI's taxonomy places the organism in Eukaryota, Viridiplantae, Streptophyta, Magnoliopsida, Ericales, Theaceae.